AUGAUGCGCCAGUCUGUCACAAGCCUGGCGAGGGUCUCCCUCUUCCGCCCGACUGUCCAGCCUGCCCGUGUGGCGCAGACUGUCUCCCAAAGGACGUUCACCUCACUCCCCUCCCUCCGUCCUUCAAUUACUCCUCUCACAUCUGCCUUCCGCCGGCCAGCGAUCACGCCCUUUGCCCCUUCAACAGCAAAUGUCGUCGAUGUCGUCCCCACCAGUGCCGUCACGCAACAUCCUGCCCUGGCCUCCAUGCAGCUCUGCUUCGGCCCGCGUAACACCAUGAACCGAAACACGCGAUUGAUCCAGAAGCGAAGACACGGAUUUCUUUCUCGCAUGAAGACGAAGGACGGCCGCAAGAUCAUUGCACGGAGGAGGGCGAAGGGACGCAAGAAGCUGGGUUGCUAA
Colletotrichum gloeosporioides is the source of this 402-nucleotide messenger RNA. Its product is annotated as 50S ribosomal protein L34. Lineage: Eukaryota; Fungi; Ascomycota; Sordariomycetes; Glomerellales; Glomerellaceae. Gene Ontology annotation, biological process: translation. The record is from RefSeq and is a predicted model, not a curated record. Gene Ontology annotation, cellular component: ribosome. Gene Ontology annotation, molecular function: structural constituent of ribosome. The transcript is spliced from 2 exons. Bases 1 to 402 code for a protein of 133 amino acids.